Gadus macrocephalus (Pacific cod) is the source of this 1811-nucleotide messenger RNA. RefSeq lists its product as uncharacterized. The coding region runs from base 1 to 1515 and encodes 504 amino acids. The transcript has 5 exons. Gene Ontology annotation, molecular function: protein dimerization activity. Lineage: Eukaryota; Metazoa; Chordata; Actinopteri; Gadiformes; Gadidae. The record is from RefSeq and is a predicted model, not a curated record.
AUGGAAUGUGACUCUGUGCACAGUGUGAUCGAAAGAAAGUUGAGGAACCGAGAUGUACAUGUUCCAGCUGAGUAUGCUGCAGUCAUUCGGGGAGCUCGUUCAAGUCCAAAACCAUACGAGCUGAAGCAUGAGGAGGAGGCUGACAGAUCCAGAGCCAAGCAAUGCCGAACACCUUGCAACCUUCAGUUGGACGGGAAACGCCAGGGCCAGCGCUCAGUAGUGGCCUUGAGUGUCAGUCGCAUCGGCAGGCUGCCGUUCAUUCAAGACACCAUCUCCGGGCACCAUUUCCUGUGUGACACCGGCGAGCAGAGGAGCAUUCUGCCUGCAUCGAGACUCGACUUCCUAGCUGAAGGCCUUAACCCCCACUGCAGGCUACUAACAGCACUCCCAUACAAUGGGCUCAUCUCCAAGAGACGAGCCAUCUCGGCUGCAGAGGCGUGCUCGCAACAGGGUCUUGCAACCAAGUCUCCAUCAACCACAAAGGAGCCAACAGACAAGAAGGAGAGUGCGGGUUCUAGGAGACAGGUACAAAAAGCCAUACAAGCGGCCUUGUGCAACGAGUGCCCAGCUGACGAGUGCUCUGCUCAUGAAGCACACGGGAAUGCUGCACGGAGGCAGGAGAACUGGAGACUGUCCUUGAAGAAAAAACUGGAGGAUUUUGACUUCACCUUACUGCUCGGGGUCUUUCAGUCAAUUUUCGGCCUCACAGAACCACUCUUCCAAGUACUGCAGAGCAAGACGGUGGACAUCAAAAAAUGCCAGGAUCGCAUCAAGAGCACGAUCAGUGCUCUCAAAGCAACACGAACAGAUGAGACGUUCACUGGCAUUUAUGAUGAAGCAGUCCAGGCAGUCGGAGAACCAGUGUCCCGACGUUUUCGUCGUCGUCGCGGCUGGGAUGACCUAGAGCAGGGGUUCAACGAGCAGCGCCGAGAAGGAGAGGAGGACGCUGUGGCAUCUUACAGACGUCUGUACUUCCAGAUUGUGGAUGGCAUAGUAUUGCACAUGACCCAGAGGUUUGCCGAUAUGGAGCACCUGAGCUUUUUCCGCGUACUGGAGCACACAUCCUUUGCAUCUUUCAGCAAGCCUGCUUCAUUUCCCACCAGUGAACUUGCUCAGUUGCUGAAGACGUAUCCCUUCUUUGACGAGCAGAGGUUGAGGAAUGAGCUGCACACGCUGUACAACAACACGUUGUUUCACAAGCCACCUGGAGACUUGCUACAGCUCCUUAUUGAGGAUGACCUACAGGGCACACUCUCCGAGAUCUACAAACUGCUGCAGCUCAUGCUCACAAUACCAGCCACCAGCACAUCAGCAGAGCGCUCGUUUUCCUGUCUGAAAAGGAUCAAAACAUACCUGAGGAACACAUGUGGACAGGACAGACUUGUGAACCUAGCGAAGAUUUACAUUGACUCAGUAGUUGUGGAGGACCUGAAGGCCAAAGGGAAUUUCUAUGACAAAGUUAUGGACCGCUUCGCCACCAUGAAAGACCGGAGAAUGGCCUUCCUCUACAAAUAGGGUCAGUAAAAUACACACCUCCCGUUGCGGCUCUAAUGUUUCCUGAACUUAUGGGGAAAGAAGCAACGGUGAUUGACCGUACUAAACACCUUAUCCAUACUAUGGGUCUGUGAAAUGCUAAUGAAAUCAAAUGUAUUUAUUAAGCACAUUUAAUAGUGUGCAAUUAUUUAUUUAUGUUUUUGUUAUAAUGCCCACCGUUUUUAUUUGUAUGCCCACCGUUAUUUUUUAUUUCUUUUGAGGAUGGACACUGGGGUUUCAGUGGCCCUCACAACCCCCACCACCCCCCCUUCCCGUGA